AUGAUGCAUUUUGCGGUGGUCUUUUGGACACUAUGUUGCUGUUGGAUGCUCGAGUCUAGGGCAUCUGGGGGUGAUAGCCAUGCCCUUAUUGCACGUUCUUCAUCCAAAGACACCACGCUCGAGGCUGUUUCGAUAGCUCCGAGUGAAUACUUUGAGGGGAAUGACGGACCAUGGAGCAGCUUCGACGUCCGAGUCGGGUCUACAGAACAAGACAUAAGGGUGCUUGUUUCUACGGCCUCUCCCGAGACGUUGAUUCCUUUGUCAGAUUACGGCUGCUCGUCCGCGGUCUUGACACCGGUGCCGUCGGACUGCGCAGUUUCUAGGGGCAACUUGUUCAACCCCAAUGACUCUUCAACUUAUGACUAUAUCGGCCUCUACGGCAUCAACACCUACAGCACCAACUGGCAGAAUGGGGUUGGGCUUGAGGCGAACCUCGGCUAUUCCCAGCCCGUCGCGUUUGCCAAUGAUACUCUGGGUAUAGGUCUCACGGGACCUAAAGUCGACAACCAGGUCGUCGGUGGUAUCGAAACAGCCAAACCCUUCUAUAUGGGAAUCUUUGGACUGAACAGCCAGCCGGUAAACUUCACUGGUGUAGGAAAUAAUACGUCUUCUUCGUUCAUCUCGACCCUCAAGGACCAAAGUCUUAUCCCAAGCUUGAGCUGGAGUUAUACCGCGGGCGCGAAAUAUCGUCUCAAGCAAGUCUACGGCCAACUGAUCUUCUCCGGGUACGACACGUCCCGCUUCACGGAGAACUCGGUCACCUUCACCAUGGCAGACGACCAGACUCGGGACCUGGUCGUUGUCCUCCAGUCCAUAAGCUACAGCGGAUCGGCUACAUCCAAUCUGCUCACCGACCCCAUCAGCAUCUUCAUCGACUCCACCGACCCCAACCUCUGGCUUCCGGAGGACGUGUGUACCGCCUUCGAAGAAGCGUUCGGGCUGACUCUCGACACCACGUCUGGCUUGUAUCUGGUGAACGACACUCACCAUACCGACCUGCUCAACUCGGAUGCGCAGGUGACCUUCAGACUAUCGGAUGUCACCUCGGGCGGAGACGCCGUAAGGAUUACGCUUCCGUACGAUGCGUUCGACCUCCAGGCAGAGGCCCCGCUGGUGGCGAAUACCAGCUACUAUUUCCCGCUGAAGAAGGCAGCCAAUGAGACUCAGUACACGUUGGGCCGGACAUUCCUCCAAGAAGCUUACCUCACAGCCGACUACGAGCGCGGCGUGUUCAACGUCUCGGCAUGUACAUGGAACGAGGGUGCCGAGGCAAACAUCGUCACCAUCAGAUCCAAAGAAGACGACUCUAGCUCAUCUGACCCAGGAAGCGGCUCAGGGGGCUCAGGGGGCUCGGGCAGCUCGGGCAGUUCAUCCAAACUCGGCGGCGGCGCCAUCGCGGGCAUCGUAAUCGGCGUGGUAGCCCUCCUCGCCAUCAUCGGCGCAGCCAUCUGGUUCUUCAUCCGCCGCCGCCGCCGCAACCAAUUCGUCUUCACCGGCGAAGCAUCCUACCCAGAACCCAGCGACUCCAUCCUCCACGGGCCGGUGCACAACUCCAACCCGCGCGCGCCGGAGUCGACGAUCGAGUCCGAGUCCACGCCCGUGACGCUCGGCGUCGGCAUCGCCGCGAACGGCGAGAAGGUGCCCAGCGCGCCGCCGGGAGCACGCGGCCUGGAGCUCGACGGCGACGAGACGCACGUCCGGCCCACAACGGAGCUGCAUGGCGAGUCGCUGCCGCCGCCGCCCGUGGUCUACCACGAGCUUCCGGCGGGCAGCGACGGCGAGCGGACGGACUAUGAUGAUACAGAUGAUCGGGUGUCGGCAGUGGGCACGACGCCGUCGCACGACGAGCGCGAGGGAGUCGAGCAGUCGCCGCCGACGCCCGAACGCGCGACGACGGCCUACAGGACGCCGUCGAACGAUGGGAGAGAGGCAGAAGAGUCGUCGCCGCAGUCGCCGUUUGUGUCGACGUUGGGCUCGAAUGGGUGGCCGGGAGACGGGGGAGACACGCAUAUCGUGUCCCCUACUACGCCCAGUAAUCGGGGGUCCUCGGCGCGGCCCUUUUGA
This is a messenger RNA of Anthostomella pinea, 2064 nucleotides long. NCBI's taxonomy places the organism in Eukaryota, Fungi, Ascomycota, Sordariomycetes, Xylariales, Xylariaceae. The record is from the annotation of a GenBank genome assembly.